AUGGAUGUUGUUGAGACUUGUGGAAAGGAAACUCUUUCUUCUGGAGAGCCUUCCAACAAACGCAGCAUUCCAUCAAUUGAUGAUGAUGAAAUCAUCGGCUUUGAGGAUGAUGCAGAAAUUAUAAUGAAGAAAUUGACCGGAAGAACAAAGGAGUUGGACGUCCUCUCAAUCUUUGGAAUGCCAGGACUCGGAAAAACAUCUUUGGCCAGGAAAGUGUACAACAAUCCUUCUAUUGUUAAUCACUUUGAUGUUAAAGUAUGGUGUGCUGUGUCUCAAGCAUAUAAUAGGACGACGUUGUUGGUUGAGAUUUUCAAACAAGCUAAUAAUAAAAAGUGCAAAAUCAAGGAGAAUGAUAACGUAGCUGACAUGUUGCGCAAGAUUCUGAUAGGCAAGAGAUACCUCAUCGUGUUAGAUGAUAUAUGGGAAGUUGAGGCAUGGGAGGAUUUGAGAUUAUGUUUCCCUAGAGGUGAAAACGGAUGCAGAAUAAUGGUAACAACUAGAAUUGAACAAGUUGCUAAGCAUCUCCAGCACUGCAGUGAUCCUUAUUCUCUUCGAUUUCUAACAAUGGAAGAGAGUUGGGUAUUAUUGCAGAAGAAAGUGUUUCGAGGAGAGAAUUGUCCCUCAAAUCUAGUGGAAGCAGGGUUACAAAUUGCCCAACACUGUAAGGGAUUGCCUCUUGUGGUUGUUCUGAUUGCUGGAAUGAUUGCAAAAAUGGGAAGGGAGGCGUCCUUGUGGCUCGAGGUUGCAAAUGACUUAAGUUCCUUUGUUUUAGGAGAGCAGAGUAUGAAGGUAAUACAAUCAAGCUAUGACCAUUUAGAAAACCACUUAAAGCAUUGCCUUCUUUACAUGGGAUUGUUUGCAGAGGACCAUGAGAUUGCAGUGGAUGAUCUGCUGAAGUUGUGGAUAGCUGAAGAGUUUGUAUUGAAUGCUGAAACAGAGAACAUGGAGGAAGCAUCUAGAGUUUGCUUGAACGAUCUACUUAAUAGAAGCCUUGUAAUGGUCUCUAAAAAGAAAAUCAAUGGUGACAUAGAUAGUUGUAUACUUCAUGAUGUAGUGCGUGAGUUUUGCUUGAGAAAACUUGAAGAAGAAAAGUUUAUGCAGCUCACAGUGCCAUACAGUCCAUAUCAGCAUUUAAGUUCUAUGAAUUCACGGUUAUGCAUUUAUAUUCAUGAUGAUCUUGUUGAAGAAUUAGAUCAUUGUGACUAUCAGUUUGAUAAGAUUCCAAUGCUCGAGUCUAAGGAAAGUACAAAGUGUUUUGGUGAAUGUUCUAGAUCCUUGGAGUUCAUUGCUCAUCCAAAUUUCAACUCAGGGAACAUAUCAAAUCUUUUACCUUUACUUGUUAAGUUAAGACUUGUUCGGGUGUUGCAUUUUCUUUAUGAGGAUCUGCCAAGUUCUUGGCCUACCGCAGUACAAUCCCUGACUCACUUGAGGUACCUUGAAAUUUCUGUUGAAGAAUUUGAUUUCGAGUGGAUAUCUCACCUGUUGGAUCUUCAAACACUAGUGGUUCGUCCAUCUAAAUUUAUAAGGACUUCGCCUGCAACUAUCUGGAAAAUGAAGAAGCUAAGGCAUUUGAAUGUAAAGAAACUUUCCUUGGUAUGGGAUGACAAUGAUAAAGCAAUUUUUGAAGAAACUUCAACAACUAUGCUAGAGAACUUGAAGACAUUACACACUCAUCGUAUAACUGUGGAUGAUAUGAAUCCAAGGUUUUGGUGGAGAUUUGCGAAUCUUGAAGAACUCAGCCUCCGUGUUGAAGCUUUACCUAGUUGUCCUUUGUUUCCCUCAGUGGAAGUUCAUACUCGUCUUCAAUCUCUUAAUCUGGUCAUAAGCCCUCUGGGAUUCUUUGAUUCAGUUGGUUGGGAGAGCUACUUUGUCUUCCCUUCAAAUCUUAGGCAUUUGUACAUUGGAGGUUGUUUCUUAACGAAAGAAAUGAUUCUAAACAUUGCAAGAUUGAAGAAGCUUCAAAGUCUCACAUUAUACGGGGGAUUUUUACCAUGGAAAUCGGAGAACACUUGUUGGGACGCCACAAGUGUCGAGUUCCCUGCACUGAAAUACUUGGCAUUAGACUCUGUGAGGAUGGAAGAAUGGAAAGCUUCAGAGGAAUCCUUUCCCGUGCUUGAGGAACUAUCUAUAAGAACUGGUUACUACUACAAGGAGAUCCCUCCGAGCUUGGCAGAUAUUCCAACACUGCGACUUAUUGAACUGUAUGACUACACCGACUCUCUUGGGGUUUCAGCUAUGAAUAUCAAAAAAGAAAUCGAAGAAAACACAGGAUGUGACAGUCUCCAAGUUCUUUUAUUGUCCUAGAUCGAUACACAUAGCAUAGGUAGAGUCAUAGACAUUCUCAUUCUCAUUCUCAUUCUCAAUCCAAAUAAGUAUUCAACUAAA
Molecule: messenger RNA, 2385 nt
Organism: Solanum verrucosum
Lineage: Eukaryota; Viridiplantae; Streptophyta; Magnoliopsida; Solanales; Solanaceae
Product: putative late blight resistance protein homolog R1B-23
Exons: 1
Coding region: 1-2304 (767 amino acids)
Biological process (GO): defense response to other organism
Molecular function (GO): ADP binding
Source: RefSeq, a predicted model, not a curated record